Solea senegalensis (Senegalese sole) is the source of this 3582-nucleotide messenger RNA. RefSeq names its product heterogeneous nuclear ribonucleoprotein D0-like. Gene Ontology annotation, cellular component: nucleoplasm. The record is from RefSeq and is a predicted model, not a curated record. The transcript is spliced from 7 exons. Bases 509 to 1468 code for a protein of 319 amino acids. Gene Ontology annotation, biological process: regulation of gene expression. Gene Ontology annotation, molecular function: RNA binding. NCBI's taxonomy places the organism in Eukaryota, Metazoa, Chordata, Actinopteri, Pleuronectiformes, Soleidae.
GUCCCUGGUGUGUUUUAUUAGAAAAUGUAUCCACACAAUAUUGUCAAGUAGGAUAAGAAAUGUCUUGCUGAAUAUGGACUAUAGCCACAACAGAUAACAGAUAAAUGAUAAAUGGUCUUAAUGCUAUAUGACCUAAGGGGGCAGUGUUGUGCCUAAGCUAGGUCUAACCGCCAGGUUUCUUAUCGUACGAAGAAGAACGAGGCUACGAAUAAAACAAACAGCUACAAAACACUCAUCCUUUAAAUUAUAGCGACUAAUAAUACUUUAGCCUAACAGAAAAAAACAUUUUGCCUCCACACACUGACAUUACCACCCAGAAACACUCGCUAGCUUGCUCUUCUCAGCGACAAUAUUUUCAGACAACGGUAUUUAAUAUCCAAAUAUUAGCUUAUUUAGCCUUUGCCUAUCGUUAGCUCACAGCUAACUGCGCUCCCGUUUGGGGUUACGACGCAGCAUUAUUUUCGGUGGUCUGCAGUUAUAAAUAUUUUUUGUUUAAACUGCUCCAAACAUGUCGGAUAAUUACGAAUUCAGCGACGACGCUGCCAUGAUGAAAAUGGAGGAGGACGGAGAGGGGAACUGUGACGACCCGAUGUCAGCGGCCGGGGACAGUGGCCUGGUGGGGGGCGAGGCCGAGGGAUCCAGGAUUGACGCCAGUAAAAACGAGGAGGAUGAAGGGAAGAUGUUUGUAGGAGGGCUCAGCUGGGACACGACCAAGAAAGAUCUGAAAGAUUACUUCUCAAAGUUUGGGGAGGUCGUGGACUGCACAUUAAAACUGGACCCCAUCACUGGACGUUCAAGAGGUUUUGGCUUUGUGCUCUUCAAAGAAUCAGAAAGUGUUGACAAGGUUGCUUCACAAAAGGAGCAUAAACUCAAUGGUAAAGUGAUUGACCCCAAAAAGGCCAAGGCCAUGAAAAGCAAGGAGCCAGUGAAGAAGAUAUUUGUGGGCGGUCUCUCUCCAGACACCCCUGAGGAGAAAGUCAGAGAGUACUUUGGUGCCUUUGGAGAGGUGGACUCUAUUGAACUGCCCAUGGAGAACAAAACAAACAAAAGGAGAGGCUUCUGCUUCAUCACAUUCAAAGAAGAGGAACCAGUGAAGAAGAUCAUGGAGAAAAAGUACCACAACAUUGGACUCAGCAAGUGUGAAAUAAAGGUGGCGAUGUCUAAAGAACAGUACCAACAGCAGCAGUACUGGGGAGGCAGAGGUGGAUACUCAUCCAGGUCUCGAGGAAGAGGUGGUGGUCCCAAUCAAAAUUGGAACCAGGGCUAUGGCAACUACUGGAAUCAAGGUUAUGGAAACUAUGGCAAUUAUGGAUACAGUAAUCAAGGAUAUGGAGGAUAUGGUGGCUAUGAUUACUCUGGUUACAACAACUAUUAUGGAUAUGGUGACUAUGACAGUGAAGAUCAAUCGGGCGGAUAUGGCAAGUCGCCACGGCGUGGUGGUCACACCAACAGUUACAAGCCAUAUUAAAGGGGAAUCAAACCCUCACCAUCAAGUAGGUAUGCAUCAACAAAUUUAUACCACACACUUGUCAUUUUUAAAAUAGUUAAAUUAAUUUUGCUGUUUGGUAACAUUAUGAAUAAUUUCCCUUUUUGUUUUUUUAUAAAUGUCUUUUUCUCAGCACCGUCAAGUGCUUUACAGUAGUGGUAACAUAGAGGCUACACUGUUUGUGGCGAUUAUUGUAACAGCCGGCCUUCUGCUGCCUCUUUUUGCACCUUCUUUCUUUCUCUUUUUUUUUUUUUUAAACUGUAAAGUUAACAGGUAAAGUACUGCUACUACAGUAAAUGGAUGCCAAAGUUAAGGAUGUGCAAGGAAACAGAAAAGGAAGUAUGUUGUCUCCUAACUCUGACAUACCUUGUUUGUACCUGCCAGCGGAGCUUCCUUGCAGGCCAUGAGCUGACUCCCAGAUACUCUCAGGGCCCGCUCAAUGCGGACUGGGUACGAGAAGCAUACGCUCUCGAAUGCUGCCAUUUGGUAUGGUCUUCCAACAUCCUGUAUCCGCAUUUCUAAACUAAACAAUAUGGGACACGUCCAGCUUUGUCACCUUUCUUUCCAUUUUUGAAUUUCUUUGCAACUGUAUGUAAUGUAAAAGUAAAAUUAUACACAUGUAAUUGUCAUUUUUUACAGGCCCUUACUCCCCCACAAGUAAUGAUUUAUAAAUAUGAGAAAAUAACUAUUUGCUUUUCAAAGGAUACGUACAGCUUUCUCUGGACUUUCCAGUUCCUAAAUGUUAAUAUAUGCAUUCCUAAUCUUUUACCUAAAAUGCUUGUUUUCUUUAUUUAGCUCUUGUAGCCUGUAGUCCAUGAGCUAAAUCCUGGUUCGUAUUUGGACUCUACUGUGUUGGGGGAUAAAGUGCUUUUACUUUUGUGUACAUGUAUUGUUCUGUUUUUUUUUUUACUGACAGCGAAGGAAAAAGAACUCCUCUUUUCUCAAUUUUUCCUGUAACAAAAAUCUUCCUCUAAUAACCUUUUUGUAAAUCAAGAGUCACUACAUUUGCAGACAUUUGCAUGUAACUGCUGUCUUUAAUGUGUACUUUUGACCACAGUCGAAGGCUUCUUCCGUUUAAGUAUUUGGGCUUUGACCUGUCGAAUUUAUCACACCACAGGAUUUCUAGCUUAUGGACUAACUUUUUUUUUUCGUAACUGUAAUAUGUUAAAUAUUUCCCUUUUUUCUUUUGACAUUGGACAAUAUAGACACAGGGGAUUCCUAUUUAAUUGUGACUUAACUAUUGUGUUGUUUGUCUAUAGCUGAUUUGUGUUUGUUUGUUUUCCAUAGGUUUCAGUGUGAUGAUGAUGAUGAUGAUGAUGAGAGUCUGCAGUGAACUCACAGUUGGAGAAAGAGAUGAUGGUAUCCAGCAAAGGCCAAUUAGCUGAUUGUAAGAAAAGUAAAAGAAGAACACAGUGACCUACAGUACACAUUCUCUCUCUCGCUCUUUCCCAGAGUAUUUGUUGUAUCUUAAAAAACGUUUUGUCAUGUUUUUGCAUUUAUUUAGAUCACUGCAGAGUUUUAGCAGUCCCUCGUCCCCGUCUUGUUUUUUUGUAUUUACUGUUUUCAGUUAUUGCUCGUUUUGUGAAAUUGCUUGAUUUUAUUCCAUAACUGAAGCGUUAGAUUGUUUGAUACAAGUCAUGCAUAUACAUAUAUAUAUAGAUAUAUAUAUUUAAAAAAACAAGUACUGUGGCAGCAAAGAAUAUGCAUCGCUAUAAUCUACUCUCUUCUUUAUCCAUCAGUCAAAAUAUACAUGUUAUUACAGUCAUAAACAUACAGUGUAUAUAUAUAUAUGUAUAUAUACAUACACACAGUGCAUUGACAUCAAGAAAUGUGUCAAGAAUAAACUCUUAAUUUUGGAUUUGCGACCCUGUGGUGUGACGUCACAUGUUCAUGGACUUGGAGUGUUUUAGGAUAUAGCUCAGUCAAUGUUGUUAAUCUUCCCAAGAAAACUAAUCAAUACACUUUAUAAUAAUAACAAUAAUGAUAGAAAAUUAAAUCAAUACCAUUUAGAUUUUUACCUGCACACAAAGCAGCGCCUUGUUUUGAAAUGAAAACGCCCCAAACUGCUCAAUAAAAGUCGACUGUACAAACGUGAA